AUGGGUUCGCUUUCUAGUAGCAAAAGGAGCUUUCUUUACAUCUUUCUUUGUGUGUUUCUGUCUCAGAUAUGCCACUCUGCUUCUUCCAAGUUGUAUGUGGUUUAUAUGGGAAGCAGAGGAAGUGAUGAACCAAAGGAGAUUUUGAGGCAGAAUCAUCAAAUACUUACUUCUGUUCAUAAUGGAAGUGUGGAGAAAGCAAUGGACUCUCAUGUGUACAGUUACAAACAUGGUUUUCGAGGCUUUGCUGCCAAGUUGACUGAAGAACAAGUUUCUGAAAUUGCCAAAAUGCCAGAAGUCGUAUCAGUAUUUCCUAAUUCCAAGAGAACUCUGCACACUACUCAUUCAUGGGACUUCAUGGGCCUCAAUGAUGAAGAAACAAUGGAGAUUCCUGGCUAUUCAACAAAGAAUCAAGUAAAUGUGAUCAUUGGUUUUAUUGAUACAGGAAUUUGGCCUGAAUCUCCAAGUUUUAGUGAUGCUGACAUGCCCCCUGUGCCAGUUGGAUGGAAAGGACAAUGCCAGUCAGGGGAAGCAUUCAAUGCUUCUUCAUGCAACAGGAAAGUAAUUGGUGCAAGGUACUAUUAUAGUGGAUAUGAAGCUGAGGAAGAUUCAGGGAAGACUACAUUAUUUAAGUCCCCUAGGGACAGCGCAGGUCAUGGAAGUCACACUGCUUCGACAGCUGCUGGUCGUUUUGUGGAGAACAUGAAUUAUAAAGGGCUAGGAGCCGGGGGAGCAAGAGGGGGAGCUCCAAUGGCUAGGAUUGCCGCAUACAAGACUUGUUGGAAUUAUGGGUGUUAUGAUGUUGAUCUUCUGGCUGCCUUUGAUGAUGCUAUUAGAGAUGGGGUUCAUAUCAUCUCUCUGUCUUUAGGACCUGAUUCUCCCCAGGGAGAUUAUUUCAAUGAUGCUAUCUCUGUGGGCUCCUACCAUGCAGUUAGCCAUGGAAUUGUUGUGGUUGCAUCAGUUGGAAAUGCAGGAACCCCAGGAUCAGCUACAAAUCUUGCUCCGUGGCUGAUUACAGUUGCUGCAACUUCUACUGACAGGGAUUUCACAUCUGAUAUUGUACUUGGAAAUGGCGCUAACUUUUUGGGUGAGAGCCUUACUAAUCUUCAAAUGCAAGAAUCAGCAAGAAUUAUUCCUGCUUCUGAAGCUUUUGCCGGAUAUUUCACUCCUUACCAAUCCAGUUUCUGCCUAGACAGUUCGUUGAAUAUCACAAAGGCAAAAGGGAAAGUUUUGGUUUGUCAACAUUCUGGGAGUUCAACUGAAUCAAAGCUAGAAAAAAGUGUUGUUGUUAAAGAAGCAGGUGGAGUUGGGAUGAUUUUAAUAGAUGAAAUGGAUAAGGAUGUUGCUAUUCCUUUUGUGAUCCCUGCUGCAAUUGUCAGCAAGAAGUUGGGCUAUAAAAUUCUUUCUUACAUCAACAAUACAAGAAACCCAAUGUCAAGAAUUUUGUCUGCAAAAACUGUACUAGGACUUCAACAUGCUCCGCGCGUGGCUGCAUUUUCUUCAAGGGGUCCUAGUAGUCUUUCCCCAGAAAUUUUGAAGCCUGAUGUUGCAGCUCCUGGUUUAAACAUUCUGGCUGCCUGGUCUCCAGCAAAUGAGAAGUUAUAUUUCAACAUUCUUUCUGGAACUUCGAUGGCUUGCCCACAUGUAACUGGGAUUGUUGCGCUCAUUAAAGCUGUGCAUCCUUCCUGGUCGCCAUCCGCCAUCAAAUCUGCCAUCAUGACAACAGCCACGGCGUUAGAUAAGAACAACAAACCCAUCACUGCUGACCCCGAAGGAAGAAGAGCAAAUGCAUUUGACUAUGGUUCUGGCUUUGUGAACCCAAAAAAGGUCCUCAAUCCGGGUCUAGUUUAUGAUGCAAAACCAGUAGACUACAAGAACUUUCUUUGCUCAAUUGGUUACAACGAGAAAUCAAUUCGUCUUAUUACAAGGGACAACAGCACCUGUGGUCAAUCAGUCGCUACAGCAUCAGACCUAAACUAUCCCUCCAUUGUGGUUCCUAAUUUGAAAGAGCACCUUACAGUGACCAGAACUUUGACAAAUGUAGGAAGGCAACAGAGUAUUUAUAAAGCAGUAGUUGUUGCUCCCAGAGGAAUUAAUGUUACAGUUGUGCCUCGCCGAAUAGUCUUUACUAGAUAUGGACAGAAAAUAAACUUCAGAGUCAAUUUCAAGGUUGCUGCUCCAACAGCAGGUUAUGCUUUUGGAUCACUGACAUGGAGGAGUGGUGAUUCAUGCGUUACCUCCCCGUUAGUCGUUAGGGCCGUGCACUCAAGGACGAGGUUGAUGAUUUAG
This is a messenger RNA of Oldenlandia corymbosa var. corymbosa, 2286 nucleotides long. NCBI's taxonomy places the organism in Eukaryota, Viridiplantae, Streptophyta, Magnoliopsida, Gentianales, Rubiaceae. The record is from the annotation of a GenBank genome assembly.